AGACCGCUGUCAGGCAGGCAGACCCAGGGCCUUUCCCAGCACAGAGCUGUCAAUGGAUUUUGUGGCUGGAGCCAUCGGAGGUGUCUGCGGUGUUGCUGUGGGCUACCCCCUGGACACGGUGAAGGUCAAGAUCCAGACAGAGCCCAGGUAUAGGGGCAUCUGGCACUGCGUCUGGGACACGUAUCGCCGAGAGCGGGUGUGGGGCUUCUACCGAGGCCUCUCGCUGCCUGUGUGCACCGUGUCCCUGGUCUCGUCCGUGUCUUUUGGCACCUACCGCCACUGCCUGGCACGCAUCUGCCGCUUUCGCUAUGGCAGCCCCGAUGCAAAGCCCGCCAAGACUGACAUCACACUGUCCGGAUUUGCCUCUGGCCUGGUCCGCGUGUUCCUGACCUCGCCCACCGAGGUGGCCAAGGUCCGCCUGCAGACGCAGACGCAGACGCAGAGGCAGCAGCGGCGCCCUUCCGCCUCGUGGCCCUCGGCUGCGCCCCCGCUGUGUCCCGCGCCCCCUGCCGGUUCCGGGCCCAAGUACCGAGGGCCACUGCACUGUCUGGCCACGGUGGCCCGCGAAGAGGGGCUGCGGGGUCUCUACAAGGGCAGCUCGGCCCUGCUCUUGCGCGACGGCCACUCCUUCGCCACUUACUUCCUGUCCUACACCAUCCUCUGCGAGCAGCUCACGCCCGCUGGCCACAGCCAGCCAGAUGUGUUGGGCGUGCUGGUGGCCGGGGGCUGUGCUGGGGUCCUGGCCUGGGCCGUGGCCACCCCCAUGGACGUGAUCAAGUCACGCCUGCAGGCGGACGGGCAGGGCCAGAGGCGCUACCGGGGCCUCCUGCACUGCGUGGUGACCAGCGUGCGUGAAGAGGGGCCGCGGGUCCUCUUCAAGGGGCUGACGCUCAACUGCUGUCGUGCCUUCCCCGUCAACAUGGUGGUCUUUGUCGCCUACGAAGCCGCGCUUCGGCUCAUCCGGGGCCUGACCGCGUAGCCAGUCCCGAUGCCCCUGGGGCCGACCCGCUGCAGCUUCUUGAGGUCCUGGGGGCUGGAGGAGGCGCAGGAGAGUCUUGGGGUCUGGGCCCACGGAGCCGCCGCCCAGGACAGUCCGAGCCUCCCUGGAGCCCGAGUCACUGUGCUUGGGGCUACAGGACCACAGGGAGUCUGAGGGGCCCAUCUGCCAGCAGCCUGGGGUUGGCAUGAGGGUCAUAUGGCCAGGGAGGAGUGGGCCUCUUGGAUGAGGACAUCCGUCCCAUGGAGUCGCUGGAGCACGUCAUCGGAGUUCCAGCUUCCUGGUCAUCCCUCCCUGCUGCCCGCGUCUUC
Messenger RNA from Lontra canadensis (Northern American river otter), 1308 nucleotides. RefSeq names its product solute carrier family 25 member 47 (gene SLC25A47). Gene Ontology annotation, cellular component: mitochondrion. Lineage: Eukaryota; Metazoa; Chordata; Mammalia; Carnivora; Mustelidae. The transcript is spliced from 6 exons. The record is from RefSeq and is a predicted model, not a curated record. Gene Ontology annotation, biological process: transmembrane transport. Bases 53 to 979 code for a protein of 308 amino acids. Gene Ontology annotation, molecular function: transmembrane transporter activity.